Messenger RNA from Mesocricetus auratus (golden hamster), 3525 nucleotides. It is a transcript of the gene Cdk18, whose product is annotated as cyclin dependent kinase 18. The record is from RefSeq and is a predicted model, not a curated record. The coding region runs from base 930 to 2285 and encodes 451 amino acids. The transcript has 16 exons. NCBI's taxonomy places the organism in Eukaryota, Metazoa, Chordata, Mammalia, Rodentia, Cricetidae. Gene Ontology annotation, biological process: protein phosphorylation. Gene Ontology annotation, molecular function: ATP binding; protein kinase activity. Gene Ontology annotation, cellular component: nucleus; cytoplasm.
AGAGCCACUCCCAAGUUCCAGGUGCUGAGGCAGAAAGCGUGCCCCGCGGGGACUCUUGAUAGGGGACUCCCUUUGGCCCUGGGCUCCGUCGGAACCCUACAAAAGCAAAAGUUCUCACCCAGGCGCAAGCCAGACGCUAAGUGUCUUCCUUAUGGGAAGGACAAGGGUCAGGAGUCCCGGAUAACGAAGGGACCCAGGAGUGUACGGCCAGAUUGCCUCCUUGAAGGGCUUCCUGGGUUUUAGUGAACUUUCCAGCUCUAAAGGCCGAGGGUGGUAGGCCAGAGACCUAGGAAAAACCGAGGACAGGUGAAGCCUGUAGCUCCCAGCGUUGGCUGCAUGGUGACUGAGGUCGCUAGGGAACGUGUCGCUUCUCUCUUGGGGGAAGACCAGUGAGGCAAUGACCCUCCCCUCUUCAUGAGCUAUGGACAGCGGCUGAUACACUGAGGAAAAGGAGGAUGGAUGGAUGGUUUGGGUCAGAAGACCCGGGCUCAGAAGUCAUAGUUUGACUGCUGUGUUUGGAGGACACAAACAGGACUCUAAAAAUGGGGUGGGCCAGAGGCCCUGUUCCACCCUGUUGCAGGACAGACCUGUGGCUUCUGCAGGCCUUGUGGCUGGUUGGUUUUCUCUGCUGAAGGGUCAGCACUCCUCCAGGCCCUGGCGGCAUCAUUGUUUCCUAAGCCAUUCGUGGGAGCAGGGGUAGAACUGUGGGAUAGAGGCAGUCCUCGGAACCUUCUGCGCUGGGGCUGCUGCUGUCUGCCCAGCUUUCCCAUCCCAGCUGAAGACCUCAACAACCUUCCUCAGCCUACCCAUCUGUGGUUUGUGGCCUGAACCCUGUGGUUCACUACCAGCUGGCCCCCACCACAUCAGAUGUGAGAUUCAGCACAAACACCCAGCACACAGUGAGGACCCGCAACGGACCCCUGCCUACCAUGAACAAGAUGAAGAACUUCAAGCGAAGGCUGUCCCUGUCCGUGCCUCGCCCAGAGACCAUUGAGGAGUCCUUGACUGAGUUCACCGAGCAGUUCAACCAGCUCCACGCCCAGAGGAAUGAGGAUGGUGGGGACGAGCCCGGGCAGCUGUCCCCAGGUGAGCAGUAUCAACAACGGCAGAGCCAGCGCCGCUUCUCCAUGGAGGACCUCAACAAGAGGCUAUCUUUGCCCAUGGAUAUCCGCCUGCCCCAGGAAUUCCUGCAGAAGCUACAGCUGGAAAGCCCAGGGCUGCCCAAACCACUUACCCGAAUGUCCCGUCGCGCUUCCCUGUCAGAUAUCGGCUUUGGGAAACUGGAAACGUAUGUGAAACUGGACAAACUUGGGGAGGGUACCUAUGCCACCGUCUUCAAGGGUCGCAGCAAGCUGACAGAGAACCUUGUGGCCCUGAAGGAGAUCCGGCUGGAGCACGAGGAGGGGGCGCCCUGUACUGCUAUUCGAGAGGUGUCUCUGCUGAAGGACCUGAAACACGCCAAUAUUGUGACCCUGCAUGACCUCAUUCACACAGAUCGGUCCCUCACCCUGGUGUUUGAGUACCUGGACAGUGACCUGAAACAGUAUCUAGACCACUGUGGAAACCUCAUGAGCAUGCAGAAUGUCAAGAUUUUCAUGUUCCAGCUGCUCCGGGGUCUGGCCUACUGCCACCGCCGCAAGAUCCUGCACCGGGACCUGAAGCCCCAGAACCUGCUCAUCAAUGAGAGGGGCGAGCUGAAGCUGGCUGACUUUGGCCUGGCCCGGGCCAAGUCAGUGCCCACAAAGACGUAUUCCAAUGAAGUGGUAACCCUCUGGUACAGGCCCCCAGAUGUGCUGCUGGGAUCCACAGAGUACUCCACCCCCAUUGACAUGUGGGGCGUGGGCUGCAUCCUCUAUGAGAUGGCCACCGGGAAGCCCCUCUUCCCAGGCUCUACCGUCAAGGAAGAGUUGCACCUCAUCUUCCGUCUCCUGGGCACUCCUACAGAAGAGACAUGGCCGGGUGUGACGUCCCUCUCCGAGUUUCAAGCCUACAACUUCCCCCGGUACCUGCCACAGCCGCUGCUCAGCCACGCUCCCAGGUUGGAUACUGAAGGCAUCAACCUCCUGGCCAGCCUCCUCCUGUACGAAUCCAAGAGUCGCAUGUCAGCAGAGGCAGCCCUAAGUCACCCGUACUUCCAGUCUCUGGGAGAGCGUAUACACCAGCUUGAUGACACUGCCUCCAUCUUCUCCCUGAGAGAGAUCCAGCUCCAAAAGGACCCAGGCUAUCGUGGCCUGGCCUUCCAGCACCCAGGGCGGGGGAAGAACCGUCGGCAGAGCAUCUUCUGAGCCAUGCCCACCCUGCUGCAACUCAAGGGACGAGAGGCCACACGGAGCGUGAAUUCAGGAAGUAUGGGGCCUGUGUGGCCAUCCGAGGGCUGAACAAUGAACGCCUGUGGCCAGUCUGGAGGACCACUUGGCAGCCCUGGUGGUAGCAGUUACUUCCUUUCCUUGCUUGCCACAUACCUCUGUGGUGGCCUCUACCUGGACACCAACCCCUUUGUCACCCGCUGUGGGAUGGGGCGUGAGCUGCUUCCCUGAGAGGAAGUGAGGGUCAAGGGGGGGACCUGGGACCCUUUCCCAGCUGGAGUGCAGGGGAACUUGGGGGCCCUGGGCUUGCCUGGCUCAUCAGCUGACAGCCCCUUUGGACAUUCGCUUUACCUUCUUCCCCUCCAAGAACAAGGAAUAUUCUAGGAACAAGGCACUGGGACCCUGGAAUUGUGCCAGUGUAUGUGCUAACCCCACCCAAAGGCAGACAUCCCUGGAGCGUCAAAAAGAAAAAAGAAUAGUAUCCCCUCUUGUCACCACCCCCAACAUGCUACUGCCCCUCGGUGCUGGAAGCCCUUAUACCCUCUGGCUUGAACCAAGGCUAAAAAGCACCAGCAUGCUGCCCCUGCCCAACUGCACCUGGAUGUGGUCUGGUCCUCCCAGCCGUACUCCUGCCGCCUCAGCCACCCCCCUGCCCAUCCCCCAGUCUGGAAAGGGUUGCCUUAACUGGCAGGUGGUAGAGUGCACACUGUUCUUGGAGCUCUGGCCUGUGUCCCUCCCCCCUAAGCCGCUCGCACGGGUGUUAUCAACCCUGAGGGAUGAUAAGUCAACCCUGUCUCAGGGUCCUGUGGCUGGCACCCAGAUAUGCAAGGUCACCCUGAUGCUGGUACCAAGGUGGCCUCGGCUCUUUGGGGCUGGUGCAGCCUUUCCCCCAUGCCCCACCUCCUUCCUAGCCCUGUCCGCCUGACCCUGGCCCCAGCCUCUAGAGAGGGCAGUCCUGAGAGUAAGGAUGCUGGCACCACAGCAUAAGCUGGAGAAGGAGCCCUUCCUCAGCACCCCUCCCAUGUUCCAGGGCCUCCCCAACACUUGGCUGAACUUGAAGGGCAAAGGCCAAGGGGAGGGCACGCCCAUGUUUUCUCCACGGGCCCCACCCCCACCCCAACCCCUUGGAGCCUGGGUUCUCCCUGACCCCCUUCCCCACUGACUGUGAAUGUCCUGUGACUCAGAGCAAAGACAGAGAAUAUAUUUAAUUCAUGUUGUA